This is a messenger RNA of Mesorhabditis spiculigera, 5907 nucleotides long. The record is from the annotation of a GenBank genome assembly. NCBI's taxonomy places the organism in Eukaryota, Metazoa, Nematoda, Chromadorea, Rhabditida, Rhabditidae.
AUGCAGCGCAUGGUGUACGCGCUGCUAUCGAAAAAGGGGCUGUUGCGCUGUGGGAUGGACGGGGGGCCGUGUACCUUCCUGAGGACCGACACUCCAAUGCAGUACGUCGCCGUGGACAGCUGGAAUGGUUUCGUCUAUUUUAUCGGCCCUGAGGGUACUGUAGUGCAGGCCGAGCUGUUCUCCUUCAACGCCACCGAUUCCUACGCGUUCCAGCGGACUCGGGAGUUGCCAGAGCUCUCCCCGGCUGUGGCGAUGGAGAUUGACUACAGGGAGCAGCAGCUGGUCGUCAUCCUGCAAAAUGGCUCUGUGUUCGGCCGAGACAUCGUCAGCGGAAAUAUGAGCCUGAUUCGCGACGGAUCCUACAUGGCCGUCACAAAAAUGCAUCUGGCGGACGGGCGAUUGUUUUGGACCGGGAAAAAGUGCGGCGAGAACGCGCUGGACGAGGUGUGCUUCUACUCGGAGGAGCCGAGCGACGAGGGGAUACAUUUUUCGAGGUACCUCCUCACCGGUCAGCUGGUCGAUUUUUCGCUGGUGUCUGCACCAUUCUACCCCUGCUGUCUCCCCGCCCCUGAGCAUAUCGGCUUCAUGCCAAAUGGGCUGGAGGCCCGGGUUACGUGGCCGUUGCUUCCGGCAAUGGCAUAUCAGGCGAUGGGUGAGGGCUGGCGCAACGUGCACUACGAAUGUCGCCUCGAGGCCGUCGAUGGCUCGCUCAGCCAGACACAACACACUAAUGGCAACGAUUUGGUAUUCCCCCUGGGUGCUGCUGUCGAGUAUACAGUAUCGGUACGCGGCUGUACGCUCCACAUUUGCAGCCCGUUCGCCGAGAAGAACGUCACCAUGUUCAAGGGGUACACUGCCAACCCAGCCUAUGCUAUCCAAAAAACCGGAAACUCCCCCGAAACCCUUGAUCUGCUAGGGCAACCCAUCGCCCUGGAACCGUUACUAUCGGGACUGCCCGCUAUCCUACCUGCGAUCUUGGCCAUCGACAACACCACCCAGACGCUCUACUCGACGGCUGGGAGCGAGACGGCCAAGAUCGUCAAAAACCGAUUGCCAAUCUCGCAAGGGGGUCCGGAGGCGAAAGACGAGACUACCGUACUCCUCGAGUACUUCCGCCCCUCCUCUGCGGCUCUGAUGGCGUCGCGGGCACUGCUCGUGCUUUCCUCUCCCUAUGAGCUGGUCUCCUACCGUAUCACUGGGACGCUGGAUCAAAUAAUCUACGCCUGCUCCUCAUUGGACGUUACCGUAUGCGCGGAGGUGAUAGCCGUGGCGACGGAUGAGACAACGGGGGACAUUUUCUACUUGACACAGUUGUCAAACGGAACGGUGCAGCUCUAUCAGGUGGAUCCGGUUACGCGGUUGCCACAGCACCUGGCAUCGUCAUCCGAAUUGCCAAGAAUCUCGCAAAUGGCCGUCGCCUACGACAAGCUACUCCUGUUGACGGCCGACGAGGGACGUGUCGGCAUUAUCGAUCGAAAACUGGACUCUCUCGAUCUGAACUGGGUGGUAGAAGGGAUCUCCCAGCUGAUCCCCAUCUGGCCCACGUCCACGAGCAAUCGCUUCGACUUCAAGGGGGAUGUGCUGAUGGGGGAAGUGGUGAAAAACGACCUCACCUGGACGCCAGUUACACCUAGACGAGACAACGGAUCGAUUCUAUACCAGAUUUCCAUAUGGCGAGACGAGCACGACGAUCCCUAUCGCUCGUUCUCACUGGCUCCCGUCUAUACCGUGCCCACCGAAUUGCUCGAGAAAUGGGACAGCGCACAGGUGUUCUCAUCUCAGGUGACAGCAAUGAACGCGUGGACGUCGUUGAACAUCUCCAAGUCGGGCCUGGUGGCUCCGACGAAGCCGCCGAGCCCUCCGAUGGCAACCAGGAUUUUUGCUACGCAACAGAAAAUGGUAGACGGCGCCCGGGCGAUCAUCUCGUUCUUCUGGGGUGCACCGAAGGAGUGGAACGGGAGGCCGUUGAGAUAUGUGCUGAACUGCACGAAGCAGGACGACGGGGCCGAGAAUCUUGUGGCGCUCGACUUGCCCCCGGCCGUCACCUACUACUCGUUUGCCGUCAAGAGCGGGAAGGUCUCGUGCGCGGUAGCCGCCUCGAAUGAGCCGUCAAACGUUGGAGACUUCUCAGCACCAUUAUCGAUCGACAGCUCCGAAUUGCGACCACUGGUCCGUCUCUUUGCCAUCGAUUCUUCGAAUGAUCUCUUUGCCGUCCCGAAUAUCACUGAUGGUUAUCAAGCGCGAGUGACGAGAGAGCAGAGGACUAGAAGAGAGAAGAGACAAAACACGGCGCCGUCGCUGCACUACCAAGCCAUGGCGUUCAUCGAGACGAACCUGUACGCCGUUGGGUUGGAGCCAGGCUCGGUCCAUCCGAGUCUCGUCCAGCUGGAUACGAACAAUAUCUCCAGCCUGCAGCACAAGGUUUCCCUGACCGGGGACUUCCCGCCAAUCGUCGCCAUGGCCUCCGAUUGGGUCGGCUUCCGACUGCUGCUGCUCAUGGGAAAAGCCCUCUAUCAGGUGACGCUGGAUCCUUUUCUCUCCUCAGCCAUCUUGGCGCCGAAAAAGCUCGCGGAUCUCUCCCUCGGCUCCUCCGAUCCGAAGCAGCUCACCUACGAUCCGUUUACAAGUACGGCCUUCAUCCUCACCCUGAACGGCUCGAUCUUCUCGUACGAUCUGGCGAAGGGCGUCGAGCGGAAUUUGGCGCACACCGUACUCUGCCUGGCCACCGAGACGGUCACCUGGAUGACGACUGAAUUCACGUGGAAUCGCCCGGCGUCCCCCAAAAUCUACGCGCUGACGUGGAACGGGAUUCUGGAGAUUGAGCUCGACGGACGUUGCGGCGAGCUGAAGAGUAUCGACUGGACCAAGUUUGGGGAGCGCGGCCUGAAAUCGUUGAACGCGUUCUCCAUUGCCGACAAGAUGUUCGUGUUCUCCUCCCCAACAGAGCUGCUCCUCUACAAUCCAACUGACACCUCCAUCCACCCAAUCCCCAUCCCCCAUCCACCCCUCCGGCAGAUAUUGGCCGCCAGCCAGAGCAGUCAGCCGUAUCCGGACCGUAAAUGCUUUUCCCUGCCAGCCUCAUCGCAGAUCAGCUUCUCCGUCCAUAACGAGGGCCGUACGGGGGCCGCAGUGCGUAUCGAUCGACCCCCAGUCGUCCCGGCAUGCUCUGCCAUAUCCCUCCCCACUACCGUAUACGAUAUCUUCUUCAACCGAACCGACAAAUCGCGGGUGAAGCACAUCGAGAGUUACGCCGAUCAAUAUCAUCUGGAGGAUGGGAGUCUGGAUAAGGAGACAGAUUAUACGGUACGCGUGACGUGGAAAAACCGGUGGUCCUCCGACACUACCGCAUCUGAGUCGAAGCUCUUCAGGACAGGAUUCGGCUACCCGUCACCGCCCCGAAAUUUGAAGGCAAUUUCCGUCACACCGGACACGAUCCUCCUGUUCUGGCAACUGCCCGAGACCUUGAAUGGCCCGGUGGAGGAGGUGAAGUACAAGCUCAGUCAGCAGGUCUCCAGCCUCUCACCGGCUUCAAUUGCCGUCCAGCCAUGGACGCUGAAUGGUUUCUCGCUCUCAACGACUGACGUGGUCUCAUGCCUGGAGAGCCCGUGUCGGGUGAAGAUCUCGAAUCUGCGUGCCUCUACAGACUACAAAUUCUGGGACAUUGCCGGCACCCUGCGCCCUGACAACGUAACCGGCUCCUCCCUGCUGUUGAGGUGGAACUCCCUCCAACCUGAGCAACCCCCGAAAGCCGUCUCCAUCCAGUUCAAGGAGUCUGGCGGGCACGGGGAGUGGAAGACGCCGAAAAACGCGUCGUUCGACCCUCGGGAAAUCCGGGCAUCGAUCGGGAUCUUGAUCGCGAAUCUACUGUCUGCCACUUCCUACGAUUAUCGUUUCGUUGCCGUGUAUAAAGGAGGCUUCGAUUUCGACAGCAAGCACUACGACUAUACCGAGGACUACUUCCAGGGCAUCCAGCAAGCACGCACAAAGGCCGGGACCCCGACGGAGCCCCAACUCGUGGCUGUUCGCCAGAAUCCCGACGGCUGGGUGGUCGAGUGGCAGCCGCCGAACUCUGAUGGGGGCAGCAUAAUCACGAGCUACGCCUUGGAGAUGCGCCCUAACCACACGGCGGAAUGGGAGAUUGCCGAGCGGGGGCUGGAUGGGCGGGUGUUUUGGUGGCGCCCUCCAAAGCCCGAGUGGGCCCCGCAUUGGCAAUUCCGGGUUCGAGCUGCGAAUCAGGAGGGCUUUGGCCCCUAUAAGGAGACACCGGUCUGGCCGGAAGACCUCGAGGUGAAGCGCCCGUUCCCGUGGCUAAUCGGAAGCGCCAUCGCCUCGGCCCUGCUCCUCAUCAUGGUCAUCGCAUUCUUCUUGAUGGCGCGUCGUCGUCAAGUUCGGGAGCGCCAACGGCGGCCGCGCGUCGACGACAAAUCAAUCACGCUGGACGCGAUCGGGCAGCUGGACGCCCAUUUCGGGAAGGCGACUCGCGAGAUGCCGUCACAGAUUGCACACGAGAUACGGAAUCUUCCCCAAAUCCCGCGUGACCGUAUCCGGCUCGUCCGCCAAGUUGGCGAAGGCCAAUUUGGGAAGGUCUUUGAGGGAACGGCUCUGUUGGAUCGAGACUCGACGGAAGUGGGAGUGGCCAUCAAGCGUCUCCACGACAAACCGGACGCUGAGACGAGGAUGAAGUUCUUGAAAGAGGCCAUUUUGAUGAAUAAUUUCGAUCAUCCAAACAUCGUGCGCCUCGUCGGGGUGUCGUUUGGGGAGGAGCCGCAGCUAUUGCUCCUCGAGUUGAUCCGUCCGGUCGACGAGGAGCCACGAGACCGGCUGACCAUCAAGGAGCUUCUAACAAUGAUGAUGGAUAUUGGAAGAGGCGCCUCCUACCUGGAGCAGCUGCGGCACGUCCAUCGCGAUCUGGCUGCGCGGAACUGCUUGCUGACGUCGCGGAAGGGAACCCGCCACGCGAAGAUUGGGGAUUUCGGGCUGACGAGAGUGGUGCAGGGGAAUGACUACUGGCAGAUGAGGGGCACCGACUUCUUGCCGUUCAGGUGGCUGGCACCGGAGGCCGCCUCGCUCGGGUUGUUCAGCUCCAAAUCAGACGUCUGGUCGUACGGGGUGCUGUUCUGGGAGGCGUUCACCCUGGGCGAUGUCCCGCACGGCGGACUGGCCGAUGAGACGGUGCAUCAGCGCGUGAAAAGCGGCACACCAUUGGCGCGGCCGCCCUAUUGCCCGGAAUCGAUCUACAAAUUGAUGGAGUCGUGCUGGGCGUCAGAGGCACAGGAUCGGCCGACAUUUGCGACGCUUUUGGCCGAGAUUGACGACCUCCGGGAUAUGCCCGAAUUUCAGAACGAGAAGGAGAAGUACCCAAACUGCCUCCUGGGCCCGGUGCUGACGAGAGGAGGAGGAGGCGGACGAGUGAAUGAGGCAUUCGAGGCAUCGACGGCUUCCUCUUCAAGUGAGCGCGACCCGGCGCAGCGGAUGAUCACGGCCGCGUCGCGGGCCCUUGAGCACGCAAAAAUCGAUAAAGGGUCGUCGGCGGCGCGACGGCCGGGCCGACCGGGCGUCAACCGCUCCCAGCGCGCCGAGCGCACCAAGAGCAAUUCGGUGCCCAAUGAGCACGACCUGGACCCGCUGUGUCUGGGCCGACAGCCCGAGGAUUACGCCCCGCCCCCUGCCCCACGCGUCAUCAGACAGGUUACGGUACCGAUGAUGGGCCCGGAGAAUGAUGGAUUCGUCGAUGAGGGAAACCUCUCUCAAUCGUGGUCAGGCGGUCCAAAUGCCCCCUCUCAUGCUCCCCAUCUGCCCUCAUCCUCAUCUACCCGUCAUCAGAGUCUGUCCUCGAGUCGUGGUCCCCUCGAUUGGGAGGCCUCUGCGGCGUCCCGAAAAUCGAAGCUGAGCCAGGUGAGCCGCGUC